AUGCAGAUAGGACUAUGGCACAAUCUUUAUCCGACCGAAAUUCCCGAGCAGAAAAUGACUCUAACUCUUACCAUCCCGGAAGUGUUCGGAUUGCAUGAGACUUAUCUAGUCCAAAACACGAGAAAAUGUAUUCCGAACAGGAUCUAUGCAAAGGAAUCUCCCCCGCAAUAUCCCCAUGAGGAUAUUACAUCCGAUGAUCGUGCCCAAAGAAUAGGACAGAGUGCUGUCAACACGAUAGAAGUAGCAGUAGCUGAAUGCAGUGACAUUAGCAUUGAAAGGUUAUUCGUUACUCUAGGCCAAGACCAAUUCCUUUCUAGCCCCCCAGCUACACGCGAUCAUAGCAUCAUGUUAGCAAACCCCAACAGGCUGUUCCUGUUGACAACAGCAUUUAUUGGAAAUGUCCUUUCUCUACCAGCCACAGUAGAUUAUGAUGUUCUUCCCAGUUCCGGCUCCGUCCUCAAUCUCGACGUCGCAGCCAGCAACAUCACCUACACCGUGCAAGAGAAUGACACCAUUCACACCAUAGCGGCCAAAUACAAUGUCGGCGCCUGCGACCUCGCCCGUCUAAAUGUCCUCGCCGAUCCUAACUUUCUCUACGCAAACGAGACCCUCCGGAUUCCCGCCCGCGCUACCUUCCCCGACGACUACUCCUGCUUCAGCACGAACAACACCGACGCAACAGCCACAUGCAUCUACGGUGGACCCCACGUGUAUACCAUCUUACCCGGGGAUACGAUUCAGAAGAUCGCCAACGAGCGGUACAAUAUCACGACAGAUUCUAUCCUCAGCUUUACUGCCCAGACGGGAUACAUUGCUGCUUUGAAUCCUGGUAUUUACGAUGUGCUGGAGACCGGACAGACCGUGAAGAUCCCGAGUUGUGAUAAUUCGGCGUGUACGAUGGCGGAUUUUACGUUUACGUAUGGCACGUUGCAGGAUUUUGCCACGGCGUACAACGUUAGUGUGGGACAGAUUAUGUCCUUGAACUUGGGGUAUAAUCAUACGGAUUAUAUUGCGCCAUUGGGGGUCGUGUAUGAUUGUACUUUGCUGGAUUGA
This is a messenger RNA of Aspergillus niger, 1053 nucleotides long. RefSeq lists its product as uncharacterized. Bases 1 to 1053 code for a protein of 350 amino acids. The record is from RefSeq and is a predicted model, not a curated record. Lineage: Eukaryota; Fungi; Ascomycota; Eurotiomycetes; Eurotiales; Aspergillaceae. The transcript is spliced from 4 exons.